AUGAAUGCUACUAAAGAAUUGACCUUUAAUUUAUUGAACAAAUUUCAAGACAAGGAAAGGUUUGGAUCUGCGCAAAGACAUGCUGGAAUCUCACUAAAAGGGUUCAUAUCCGGUAUAUUGUUUUCCUUUUUAUACUUUUUAUUUCAGUUAUCACUCUUUAUUAUUUUAAGAUCAAGAUUCAAGACUAUAUAUCAGGCCAAUGUGGUACUAAAAAUUCACUCAGGUUCUAAAGUUUGUUUUGCUAAGAAAAAAAUAAAAAGUCAUUGGUCAUUAUUAGCAUUUCUCAAGCGACUUCCAGGAAGAAUGCUAAAUCCUAUGGAAAACUUCGAACGAAACGAAAGGUAUGGUCUAGACAAUUAUUUAUUUUUACGAUUUCUCAAGCUCUUAAUAUUCUUUUUUGCAGUCUUAUCAAUUAUCAACAUUCCAAUAUUGAUUCCAAUUCAUUAUUUUUCCAAGGAUAUUUUGAGAGACAGUGGAGAUGAACGCUACGAGGAGAAUUUCAGGACAACAAGCAAACUUGAUAAAUGGACCAUGUCAAAUCUAUCUCCAAAUUCUUCGAAUACACUAAUUUGUCACUUGUUUUUGAGUAUCUUUGUUGUACUCUGGUUUCACGUCAUCCUUUCUUCGGAGUUAAGGUUCGUUAAUCGACUAGGGUAUUCCGUUUUGACGAAAAGUAAAUACCAGAACAUUCUAUAUUUGGAAGGACUGUCAGGUAAAUUGAUUACCCAAAAUAUUUCUCUGGAAGCUUUCUUUCAACAACUACAUCCUGGUUGCCUGGGUUCGAUACACUUUAUUCCAAAAAACUUGAAGAAAGUCCACAAUUUAGAAAUAAAAUUAAAUAAAUUACAAAAAUCAAAAGAACAAAUUAUUUUUGAGAUCAUCUUAGAGAAAUACUUUAAAAGAAUUUCAAUACACAAGCACUUGAUAACAAAUUACAAAAAAUUUUUCUUUUCAAAGCUGAAAAACCAUUUGUUAUUUCAAUAUAAGAAGCUGGUAUAUUUAUCUCAAUUUCGUAUUUCAUAUUAUUGGACAAAAAUUGGUCUGCAUUGGAAAAGGUCAAACGCAUUCCCGUUAUAUUACCCUAGACCGAGUUUAAAUAAAGAAACCGUAUUAGAAAGGAAAUAUGGAAUCCUUGAUAAAAAAAUAUGCAAGGAAAAACUCAUCAAAUUCCAAAUAAAAUCCUUGAAAACAACUCCAGAAAUCAACCUGUCAUCGCCCGCCGAUAAAUCGCCCGUCGCAAAGAUUUAUAUGGAUAAGGUGUUCAUUAGUUUCAAAUCAACAUUAUUAUCAAACAUUAUAGGUGAGCUACUUUCAUAUAGACUACCAAGCCAAAAUUUAAAAGUGAUAAUAGGGCCUAAUGUUAAUGAUAUAAUUUGGGGGAAUAUCCUCGAUUCAUCGACCUUUUGGAAAAGCGCUAAAUAUUUCUCGGCAAAUAUAUUACGAAUUUUUGUGAUUAUAGGCUGGAUUUUGCCUGUUGCGUUUCUUGGGUUAAUAUCACAAAUACCAAAUAUUUCCUCACUAAUUCCGUUUACAAAAAUAAUUCAUUUUCAAUCUCCAUUUAUAAGAGAAGUAGCAAAGAAUUUAAUUCCAAUAGUAACUUUGAUAAUAAUAAUAGAAAUCGUACCCUACUUUUUCCGUUGGCUGAGUUAUCUUCGAGGCUUGAAAACUGGAGCACAAAUAGAAGCUGAUGUCCAGAAUUGGUAUUUCGUCUUUGUCUUCAUUCACCUUUUUCUAGUGGUUACAAUAUCUUCAGGAUUUUCCAUAAUUAUUGAAAGACUCCUCAACAAUCCUGUCAGUAUCCCUGCUCUCUUAGCUAACGACUUACCCAAAUGUGCAAACUUUUUCUGUUCCUUCGUUUUGAUUAGGGGAAUGGCUUAUGCAGGUGGUAACUUAUUAAGAAUAAAGGAACUUCUCUUUGAAUUGUUCUAUUACAAAUGGAAAAAGAGUAGUCCACACGCCCAAUUUAAAAGAUUAAGGACAUCUUUAUUUUUCCAACUAGGGUCUAUUUAUCCUAUAUUCUCGGUAUUGGGCUGUAUUGGUAUCAUAUAUAGUGUUGUUGCUCCUAUCAUAUUAUUAUUAUGCUGCGUUUCAUUUUCGAUGGUUUUCUUUUCCUUCAGCUACCUGUUCGAAUACCAAUAUAAUAAAGAGAAUUAUUCUGAAACGUUCGGUAAAUUGUACAUACAGGCUCUUAUGCAAUUAUACGCGGGUAUUUAUUUCAUGGAAUUUUGUUUACUGGGGUUGUUUACUCUUUUUGAUCAAUACACAUUGUCAACUAUAAUGCUUGUUGUCUUUGCACUAACAGUAAUUACGCACUCUAAAAUCUCCAGGCAAAUAAGAUCGAAGCCUCAACGCAUACCAACCUUGCGGUACUUGUCGAGCUUAACACAGGAAACAAAGGACCAAUUCUGUCAAGAGAGUUAUAACUUUGAUGAUAUUUUUUCAGUUUUUAGACAUUCGGAUAAAAUUUGGCUCCCAAGGGACAAACUAGGAAUUUCUGAAGAAGAACAAUCUUUUUUGGAGAAGUCGUAUCAUCUGGAAUUCGAUCUUAACAUGUAUUCAAUGAAUUUAUUUGGCGAUUGUCACUUGGAGAACAACCACUUGCCUUAA
Molecule: messenger RNA, 2607 nt
Organism: Saccharomyces paradoxus
Lineage: Eukaryota; Fungi; Ascomycota; Saccharomycetes; Saccharomycetales; Saccharomycetaceae
Gene: SPO75
Product: Spo75p
Exons: 1
Coding region: 1-2607 (868 amino acids)
Cellular component (GO): plasma membrane
Molecular function (GO): calcium-activated cation channel activity
Source: RefSeq, a predicted model, not a curated record